GUUAGUCAUCGAUGUGACAACUGAGACGGCUCUUGAUGUGUCAGCGUGGGACGCGCGCCGACCUUUGAUUCUGUGAUCGACGAUGGCCGUACCCGGACCUCCGCCGCUGCUCCUUCUCUCCCUGCUGCUGCCGCUGCUGUUGAGCAAGGCAUCUCUUCCUGCAGCUGCAUACACGCUCUCCCCCGAACAACAGCCGCAGCACAAGCUCCUCCAACUGGACUGGCCCGGAGAAUGUGGCAUGGCUCACUUCAAGCCCAACAUGGUGGAGCGGAUCGUGUCUGGGAACGAGGCCCGGCCUCACUCCUGGCCCUGGCAGGUCUCUCUGCAGGUUCGUCCUCGGGGAAGUAAACAUUACAUCCACGUCUGUGGAGGAACUCUCAUCCACAAGAACUGGGUCCUUACCGCUGCUCACUGCUUUCAGAAGGGUAAAGCUGAGGACGCUGGGAGCUGGAGGAUCGUCCUGGGGAAGCACCAGCUGAAGCGCUCAGAGAGGGCAGAGAGGAUUUUCCCCGUGAAGAGAAUCUACCGGCACGAGAACUUCCGUUACCCGGCUCACAGCGAGCUGGACUACGACAUCGCCCUGGUGAAGGCCGCCGCAGACAUCGUCCCUUCGAACUUCAUCCGCUACGCCUGCCUGCCGCGCAAGCAGACCGGCCUCACUCCAGGACACUACUGCUGGGUCACAGGCUGGGGGGACACCCGGGGUGGGAAGGAGAACGUGUCCCUCGCAGAGGCCCUGAAUCAAGCCCGCCUGCCCAUCAUUGACUUCAAGACCUGCCGGCAGAAGAAGUUCUGGGGCGACCGCGUCCGAGACUCCAUGAUCUGCGCCGGGUUCAGGGACACCGAGGGCCCGCCCGCCGCCUGCCAGGGCGACUCUGGUGGCCCUCUGCUGUGCCAGCAGGGGCAGGACCGCUGGGAGGUCCACGGCGUGGUGAGCUUCGGCCCGAUCGGCUGCACCGUGGAGAACAAACCCAGCGUUUUCACCCGCACUGCCGCCUACAUCCCCUGGAUCGAGGCCACGCGCAUCAGGGACUUCUUCCUGCACUGAGCGGGCGUCCGACCAGCGCCGACAGCAAACAUGAACUCUGCUCCCAAUUAUAUGUCCGACUGCUCUCCGUUUCUCCUCAAAGUCUCACUCGACAACUCCUGCACGUUCUUAAUACACGCUCUGUUUAAUGAUUGUUCUAUAAACACACCGUAUUUUACGUCUGCACUACUGGGGGGUUUUCAAGCUGAAGAAAGUAUCCACGACUCACGUCCUUUUACAGUCUAAAUGUACUCAAUAAAAACGGGUUAAAAGCAA
Messenger RNA from Gasterosteus aculeatus aculeatus (three-spined stickleback), 1303 nucleotides. RefSeq names its product chymotrypsin-like elastase family member 2A. Gene Ontology annotation, biological process: proteolysis. The record is from RefSeq and is a predicted model, not a curated record. NCBI's taxonomy places the organism in Eukaryota, Metazoa, Chordata, Actinopteri, Perciformes, Gasterosteidae. Gene Ontology annotation, molecular function: serine-type endopeptidase activity.